This is a messenger RNA of Ceraceosorus bombacis, 3024 nucleotides long. The record is from the annotation of a GenBank genome assembly. NCBI's taxonomy places the organism in Eukaryota, Fungi, Basidiomycota, Exobasidiomycetes, Ceraceosorales, Ceraceosoraceae.
AUGUCUUCCUCCACCGUCGCUCAGUUCAGUCCCCUUUCCACCAGCGUGUCUCCUUCCUUUUGGUCAACACUAGCAGCGAUCAAGAUUGACAAGCUGCAAUUGUCGGAUGAGAAUGUGCCGGUGAGAGGUCAUUAUGAGAUCGGAAAGGUCAUUUACGACAGAAAGACGGACGAGGAUGUGCCCCUGCCUGCUGCUGUGAACUUCGAUGGUCAAGGUUUGGUCGAGGGAGGGUGAGUUGGCUUGCGAGUGUGUUCAGUCUCAUUCGCGAGAGCGCCACACUCCCAUUCUGAGAGCGUGCAUGUCCUGUCCUCUCGCACCAAAGGUACACGCUCCCACCCAACGCUUUCCCAGCUUGGGGAACACUCAAGAACUUCAACACGAUCGAAGAGUUCAAAACAGCAGACAAGCAAAAAGUCUUUAAUGAUGUGGCUCAAGAAGUGAGCUUGCUUGACGCCGUCCGGAGCGCGACGUGUAGCUAACCUCUUCCGAACACGAUCCACUCGUAGAUUUUAGACGGCAUCCUCACCGCGCAAGACCCCACGCCUUUUCUCACUCGCUUUCUCGUCUUGUCCUUUGCCGACCUGAAAAAGUACAAAUUCGUGCACUGGUUUGGUUUUCCUGCGCUUGUGGCCAAGCCGGGCUGGGAGCUUGCUGGAGCUGAUGCUCAGGAAAAAGGAUGGAAGGCCGCAGACGAAGUUGUUGGUAGAGAUCAGGUGGGUGGGCAAGACGAGUGCUGGAGCUGGCGAGACAGCGGCCAGCGCUCAUUAAAAAGAUGACGCGCUUCCUGCUCUCCUUUGCUCGACAGAUGCCCGCCAUUGGUGCAGCGCUCGCGCAGAGAAGAGCUUCGCAAGGAUCGGACUCCGCAUCAGCUGCAUUUUUCCUGGCGCGAAGAACAGGAGCCGAGGAAUGGCAACUCUCGGAUCUGACGUCGUACGAGCCGUUCUUUGCAAAUGUGCCUGAAGAUGAGGUGAGAGGCCGCAUCAUUUUGUCGGUGACAUGAUGUAUGCGGUUGACAAGUGGCGCUGAUUGAAUCGCGUCGGUCCCGAUUGCUAGCGCAUAGUCGGGUUCGUAGACCCCUCGCCUCUUUCGGACUCACCAGGCUGGCCGCUCAGGAACCUCUUGGCUCUGCUCUCGGUGCGCUAUGGUGUCAGAAAGAUUCGAGUGGUGGCAUGGAAAGACCCGUUGGGUUCGCAGACAUCAGGCGCGACAACUUACAGGAGUAGAGUAGCCGCCUUGAUGCAGCCGGAGGUAGACAGUGAUGCCUCAAACCAAGUAGUUGCCAAAGGACGUGAGUCAGAAAGAUAUUGCAGGCACCAAUGCGACCAUCUCGGGCUAAGUUUCAUCAGAGAUCUGCGCAGGGACUGUUUUGCUCGCUUCUGAAGCGGGGCAGCCAGCUCGACCCAACGCAGUCGGCUGGGAACGCAAUUCUCAAGGCAAACUCGCUCCCAAGAUGGCCGAUCUCAGCCCAUUGAUGGAUCCAAAGAGGUGAGCAGCACCGUUCUGGCUUGGUGGUGUUGACGAUUGAGAGCUUAUGGCCAAUCUGUGGAACGCUCAAUGGACCGCAGGCUAGCAGAUCAAGCCGUGGAUCUCAACUUGAAAUUGAUGCGCUGGCGAAUCAUGCCCGACAUCAAUCUCGAAAAGAUCCAGAACACCAAGUGCUUGCUGCUUGGUGCCGGUACUUUAGGCUGCUACGUAGCGCGGGCAUUGAUGGUGCGCCGUCUGAUGGUGCAGUCCGCUGUGCACGGCGUCUCGCUAACGCAGACCAUUCGGCUUGGCAUCUCAGGGUUGGGGAGUACGGCACAUCACGCUCCUUGACUCCUCUCGCGUCUCAUUCUCCAAUCCUGUCCGACAGCCCUUGUUCGAUUUCGAAGAUUGUCUCGAUGGGGGCAAACCGAAGGCAGAAUGUGCAGCAGCCAAACUCAGCAAAAUUUACCCCGGUGUCGAGGCGAGGGGGAUCCAAAUGAGCAUCCCCAUGCCUGGACAUCCUGUGCCUGCUUCUUCCCUAGAGCAGACUCGAGCAGAUGUCAGGCAUCUAGAACAGCUAAUCGAUGAGCACGACGUGGUAUACUUGCUCAUGGACUCAAGGGAGAGCAGGUGGCUGCCCACACUACUUGGAGCUGCCAAGAACAAAGUGGGUUACCCUGUAGGUCUUCGUUCUCUGAGGACGUCACUCUGCUAACCCUGCACACUUGCCUUCAGCUCCUUUUGAAUGCAGCCCUUGGCUUUGAUAGCUACCUCGUAAUGAGGCACGGCGCAUCGCCAGAUGUGCAACCAACCACUACUCCUGCGCGAGGCCAGGAGAUACCUCUUACUAGGCGAAGGCUAGGCUGCUACUACUGCAACGAUAUUGUAGCACCGGCAGAUGUGAGUGAGACAAGCGUGCCGAUCUCCUUCCACGUCAGCGGUCCCAGCUGAAUGUGCUACGCUGAGAAUGGCGCAAUUCAUGGCUGAUGCCCCGCUUGAAACAGUCUUUGACGGACCGGACCCUGGAUCAAAUGUGCACGGUCACACGACCUGGCCUCGCUGCCAUUGCGGGCGCUUCUGCUGUAGAGCUUAUGGUCUCUGUCUUGCAGCACAAGGACGGGUGAGUGGUGGCUCGGUGCGACUGUGUCUCUAUAAGUCAUCGCGACUCAUUCGACCCAAUUGCAACACACUAGCAUCUUGGCGCCUGCCUCCACUGCUGCGCGGAAAGAUGCGUCAACAAGGGAAGGAGAUUCCUCAGACCCUUCCAAAUCCGGCUCGGUGCUUGGUCUCAUCCCGCAUCAGAUUCGGGGAUUUUUGGCUCAAUUCAGCAACCUCUUGAUAGUGGGUCAGGCUUACGAGCGCUGCACCGCUUGUAGUCCAGCCAUUGUGGAAGCGUAUCGCAAGGACGGAUUUGACAUGUUACUAAAGGCAUUCAACGACGAAGUCUACCUGGAGAAAAUCACGGGCUUGGAUAAGCUCAAGCAGGAGACCGAAGCGCUCGAUGCAGAUCUAGACUGGAGCGGCAGCGAGGCAGAGGAAGGCGACGGCGAACUGCUCUGA